Messenger RNA from Aphanomyces invadans, 2308 nucleotides. RefSeq lists its product as hypothetical. The transcript is spliced from 10 exons. Gene Ontology annotation, molecular function: protein binding. The record is from RefSeq and is a predicted model, not a curated record. NCBI's taxonomy places the organism in Eukaryota, Oomycota, Saprolegniomycetes, Saprolegniales, Verrucalvaceae. Bases 84 to 2216 code for a protein of 710 amino acids.
CACUUGUUGAUGGGGAGGUGUGCGCAACAAGUGGACAGCCACACUCGUCGAGGACUUUGAACACGGCCGACGUUGACCGCAGCAUGACGAACGUGGACGUGCGAGGGAGCUCGGUAAGCGUGUGUGUCUCCAAAGUCCGUCGAUCUGUCGGCGACUAUGAUGACGCCGAGUCUACGCCACGAAAAACCAAGCGCCUCAUGGUCGUGCACAAGCCAACGAUCGCACCGCAGAAGCACCACGCCAUCGUAGCUGCCACGACGGUGCUUGCAAACAAAGCCAAGUCUGCAUCCCCUCCAGUCUCGACAGACUAUGACACUGCUGCCCAAACUACAGCCAACUCGACCACUCGCGCGACGAUGGAUGCCACCGAUCGACGUCGAGCCGUCGAAGAGUGGAAAAACCGAAACAAGGCAUGCGUGUCGACGCGAUACACUCUCUACCUCGACCCUGACGCCAACUUGACCGCCGACAUUCGAGCCCUCCUCAAGACGAACCAACUGGCUACGUUUUCGUUUGGCGUCGACAACCUCCGGUCCCUUCAACUUGGCCGUGACAUGUUUGGCUCCGUCGACCCAUCGCUCAAUACUCGCCUCAUGGGGACCGACCAUUGCAGGUUCACGCACGAAGGCGGUGUGCUGUAUAUCCAGAGGCGAGGACAAGGCUGCGUGUCCGUGAACGGCGUCCGGCUCGAGCAACGCGUACGGGUGCCUCUCCGAAGCGGAGACAAAGUGACGCUGCUGGACAAGGCCAUCGUGUCGUUGGUGUAUGUUGUGUCGCGCAAGUUUUGCCAGCUCCAGUCGUCGAGGCGAUCCCUCUCGCGGCACCACCGCAUGCACUCGAUCGCUGUGUGCGCCGCUGCACCGCUCGUGGGCCUCGACCGCCAUGGCAAACUCCAUCCGAUUCCGGAAAUGGAGGUGGAACGGCAUGUUGCCAUGAUUCGCCAAUGCGCCGCACGACGACCAUCCAUUCACGUCGGCCUGUAUGUCGCCACGUGGCCUGUCCUCCACAAGAUUCUGUCGUGGGGGUCCCAAGUUGUCCACUUUAUGGGCCAAGGCAACCAUGAGCACGUGUACUUGGAAGAUCAUCUGGGCAUGGUGCAUCCGUUGCCGUACGUGGACUUGUAUACCAUGCUCCGGAAAACUGGCGACGACUCGCCCAAGCACGUCAAGGUCGUCGUGCUGGCGUACACACCGUCCCGAAAACUAGUGAAUGCGUUCGUCGCGCUUGGGGUCCCCAAUGUGCUUGUCGUCAACAACGUCGAUUGCAUCACCCCAUUUUAUACGGCGCUGACGGCUGGGUACACUGUCCAAGAGAGCGUGGCCAAGGCGCUGACCGCAGUGGGAUAUGUUACCCCGACACUGCCGUCCACCGUCGAGUCGCUGUCAUAUCCAUCGCAGGAGAGUCCGACAACCCCCGCCGCGGUUCCCCCGCUGCAGCUCUUUCCCGGUGGUUUGCACGACCAAGUUAUCUUUCGGCCAAAGGUUGGCGACGUGUCCAAGGCACCGAUGCAAGCAACGGCCAAGUCCCCGCGAACUGUCGUGGGGCGCCCCCUGCCGCCGCUCACUUCAACCAUGACGUGCCAUCCGGCCCACAUCUUCCGCAUUUGCGAGCUCUUGACGUCCACACCUCGACUGAUAACUAUCAAAGGGCCACCCAAGACAGGCAAAGCGGCGACGGCAAUUCUCGUGGCCCACCGCCUCGAACAUCGGCACGGGAUUUUGGGAGUUGGCGAGCGCAUUGCGUUUGAAUACGUGCUGGAGGUCACUCAACGACACGCGGCCAAGAAAACCACCACCGUCGACCUGUGGACGUACGUGCGGCAGCGCACUCGGACGCACACGACGGACAGAUCCAAGUGGCCCACCCUGAUCAUCCUCGUCGGGUGCGACGCUUGGCUACAAGACGAAUCUGUCAGCGCAGGCUUUCGCGCGUUACUCGAGACCUGGUUUGACUCGAUCGAGUCGUUGAAAGUCCUCAUCACGGCCUCUACCUCUGUCACCGCCGAGCACAGUCCUGGGCAGUUUGGCGAACAUGCGUACGACGGUGGCGGCGACCAUGAAACCUCACAAUUGUGUCGAGUAGCUACGAGUUGGACGAGUUGCGGCCACGAAUGGCGCCGCACGACAACGCUGUGGCACCAGAAGCACAUGCGCCCCAGCCACCUACACCGCCAACGAAAGAAGCGCUCAACAAGCGGUUCCAAACCUUGGCAUUGAUGUAGUACGGCAUUCGAUUUGCAACAGCGAGGGCAAGUGGAUGGGUUGCACUAUAUUGGCAAAAUAGUUAAAUGUAUGUGAGAUUGAGCGGU